Molecule: messenger RNA, 2240 nt
Organism: Musa acuminata AAA Group (dessert banana)
Lineage: Eukaryota; Viridiplantae; Streptophyta; Magnoliopsida; Zingiberales; Musaceae
Product: heat stress transcription factor A-2c-like
Exons: 5
Coding region: 219-1301 (360 amino acids)
Biological process (GO): regulation of transcription by RNA polymerase II; cellular response to heat
Cellular component (GO): nucleus
Molecular function (GO): RNA polymerase II cis-regulatory region sequence-specific DNA binding; DNA-binding transcription factor activity
Source: RefSeq, a predicted model, not a curated record
CUUCCACCGACGUCGACGACGAAGAAAAUAUCUCUCACCGCUCGCCGAACCACCGAGCUGUAACGCAGCGCGUUUUAGUAAGUGUUGAGCUCACACUGUCCCGCCGCCAUCUUAUCCUUUCCUCUUCCUCUGCCAGUCAGUAAGAUUGCGUGUUACCGUGUUUGAUCCGCUGUUCCCUGAACAUAGUGAACAUAUAUUUGCAGGUCUUGGUUUCAAUCAUGGAUCCACUUCUCGAUAUACUGAACGAGGAGUACCUGGAAGCGAGUUCCUUUUACACACAAGUUCCUCCAAUGGAGCCUCCUCGGCCCAUGAAGGGACUGCACGAAGUUGGGCCGCCGCCUUUCCUUUCGAAGACCUUCGACAUGGUGGACGACCCGUUAACCGAUCAGGUGGUCUCAUGGAGCCUCACGAGUAAUAGCUUCGUGGUCUGGGAUCCCCACGCCUUUGCUAUGACUCUGCUGCCACGAUACUUCAAGCACAGCAAUUUCUCCAGCUUCGUGAGGCAGCUCAACACAUAUGGUUUUAGGAAGGUGGACGCAGAUAGAUGGGAAUUUGCAAAUGAAGGAUUUCUUAGAGGACAGAAGCAUCUCCUCAAGACCGUCAAAAGAAGGAAACCACCUUCUUAUCCUCCUCCAAGGCAGCAAUCCACAGGGCCAUUCCUUGAAGUUGGGCAUUUCGGGCUAGAUGGAGAGAUUAACAGGUUAAAGCGGGACAAGAACAUUCUGAUGGCAGAGGUGGUAAAGUUAAGGCAGGAACAGCAGAACACUAGAGGUGAGCUUCAAGCCAUGGAAGAAAGGUUACAAUGCACGGAACAAAGACAGCAACAGAUGAUGAACUUCUUGGCACGUGCUCUACAAAGCCCUGACUUCUUUCAGCAACUGGUUCAGCAUCAAGGGAAAAGAAAAGAGCUCGAGGAAGCCAUUUCAAAGAAAAGGAGACGACCUAUAGAAGCAGGGCCCUACCAUGGUGAAGGGGAGACGAGCCAGAGUCAGGAGAUUGAGCCUCCAUUUGAUGUUGAAACAGGACAAAUAGAAGGGAAUUAUGACCCUGAAGUCUCGGAAUUGGAAGAUUUAGCGCUGAAAAUACAGGGACUUGGAAGGAAUAAGGAGGAUGAGGGCAAACAAGAGGUGAAACAAGAAGGUGGAGAAACAGAAUUGAAUGAUGAGUUCUGGGAGGAAUUGUUGAACGAACAGAUUGAAGAGGAGAAGGGCAGAUCAGAGAGUAGGAAAGGAGGCGAUGCUAAUGAUAUUGGUUUAUUGGCUGACAGACUAGGCUAUCUAAGUUCCACUAGUCCCAAGUAGAAGAAACAUAUAUGCAUCUCUACUUUUUUCUCUUAUCUUGGUUCUCUUAUACCAAUUUUAGCAUUUAAAGGUCACAUUUGACUGGACAAGUUUGUAUUCAGGAAGGUCUAGACAAGGGUGUUGCUUUACCCCCAAGACAUAUUCUUCUGUCUAUCCUUCUCUCACGAUGCCGGUCUGUAUAUGAAUGAUCAUUUGGUUAUCUAUUUUCUGAGUUACUUGUAUAUUAAUUAUUUGGUUAUCUAUUUUCCGAGUUACUCAAAAUUUUCCAUUGUUUUGAGCAGAUCAGCAGGGUAAAGGAACAUGCAUCAUUGACUCAGGAAGACAUAGUUAGUCAUCCAAAGGUUCUUGAAGUAUCUGGUUCUGACUAGAGAUUAGUCGUGGCUCAAAUAAACACAAUUGCCUCAACAUUUCUUCCUGUGUUUUCUGCAACCAUGUAGGCAAUCUUUCUUAGUUGAAGUCUACAGAGUGGAUCAACCGUUUCUUGUGUCAGCAAGGCGACAUGCAUCUGCUGGUCUUUGACAACAGAAGGAAGGAGAGUCUCUGCAGGUGAGCAUUGGUAGGUUGUAUCUGUUUUCUCUCCAUGUGUGAGAUCUGCCUCCCAGAUAAUGCCAUGGCAUGUGAGAAGAAUUCACUGAUCACUCCAACUAUUGGAUUUGUUGUACUAGAAAAUGAUGGUUGUGAGUAGCCUUGUGCAAUGUUUUAUCCUGAGCAGUAAAACCAAGAACUUAAAGACACUUCCAACUCACAAUUGGGCCUCUUUACAGGUUGAAGUACUAAUUUUGACUGUUCUUGGCCAGCAUAUUCAUAGGGACACUACUUACCCAAAAUAUCCAAAUGCAUAUACCAUGAUGUAUCAGUGUAUUUGAUUGUAAACUGAGAGAAACUAAUGAUGUAUCGAAAUCACAUUCAUGUAAUAAUAUAUUAUCUAUUAGGUGCUGA